This is a messenger RNA of Histoplasma mississippiense, 327 nucleotides long. RefSeq lists its product as hypothetical. The transcript has 3 exons. Bases 1 to 327 code for a protein of 108 amino acids. The record is from RefSeq and is a predicted model, not a curated record. NCBI's taxonomy places the organism in Eukaryota, Fungi, Ascomycota, Eurotiomycetes, Onygenales, Ajellomycetaceae.
AUGACAACCCUACCUCUCUCAUGCUGCCAUGCCUCCCGCAAUGGAUGCGUCUGUGCCGUCCAAGCCAAAUGCUCGUGUGGCAAAGAACGCGCUCUGCAUUGUAACUGCGACAAAGCAAAGAUAGAAAAUGACACAUCAGGCGCCAGAUGCUCAUGCCGGAAACGUCCAGCUGGUCAAUGUACCUGUGAGCGUGCCGAGUCAGAGAAUCAUCAACAUUUCACCGAAGCUUGUCCGUGUGGCAAAAGAGCCUCAGAUUCAUGCACCUGCGAAAGGGCCCUUGAUGCAGAGAGCUUCCGCCAUGAGACGGACUUCACCACAAGUACAUAG